UUUUUCCCCUCUUUCGUUUUUUUUUCCAAUAGUUUGAAGAUUCUUUUAGGUGUUCUGAAAUCUUCUCUGUAGAUUCAAUUUGGGUUUGAAGUCUCGUGUUCUUCAGUUUGGAGUGGGUUAUUUCGUCGAUAGAAGCAAGGGUUCUAACAACAGUUGGCAGUUUGAAGAUUCAAUUAGGCGUUCUAUAAAUCUUCUCUGUAGAUUCAAUUAGGGUUUGUAGACUCGAUUUUCUCAGUUUGCAGAGGGGUAUUUUGCCUUUCGCAGCCAGGGUUCUAACAAUCUUUGGCCGUUUGAAGAUUAAGGGUUUGAAGUCCUGAAUUUCUCAUCGCCGGUAGAAGUGUUGUUCUGGGUUUUUGAGGAGUUGCCAUAUUGUUCUACUGUAAGUGGUUUAUUGAAUCUGUAAUUAGGGGGGUUUGGGAUUCAUAUUCAGGUUUUUGUGCUUUGUGUUGUAGUUUUUGGAAUUUGGUGUUCAGGCUUUUGUUUUCUUUUGACGGAUUCAAGAUUCCAAAGGUUCCCAAUUUGUUUCCUUCAUUUCUUCAUCUCUUGCCCUGUGGCGAGGUGUUUAGAGGCAGGGGUUCGUCCACUGCAGAAUUUGGCUAGUGUUUUUGGAUUUGUUUUUUUCAAUUUUCAUCUUUGAGAAUCUGUAGUUGAAUUUGGUCUAGGGAGUUUGUUAAAGGUGUGGUGGGUAAUUGAAGUAUUGUUUUUGUUUCUUUUCAUCUCCAUCUCUGUGAAACAACAGAUGAAAUUGAUUUGGGGAUUUUGUUGUCCUUAGUUUAUAUUGGCUUCUUUAGGACUCUGAAGUGGGUUUUUCUCGUGUGUGUGUUUGAAGAAGCACAAUCAGUGGUGUAAAAACUUAAAAUUAGGAAUCUGAAGUGGGGUUUUUGAGUGAUUGAACAGGAGACUCCGUGGUUUUUCUUUGAGUUGUGAAGGUUUAAUUAGUGUUUUGUUGUAUGUUAUUUUGAGUUUUCAUUGGUGUUUAAAUCUUAAAAUCCCAUACACUAAAUUCUAAUUCCUUUUUCUUUACUGCAUUCUCUUCAUUGCCUGGGGUAGUUACAGCUGUUUCAGGAAGCCAUGCCUUGCACACGGUCCAAGUCUUCAUCUUCAUCCACGCAGUAUAGAGUAGCACCUUCUGUUGCUUCAGGUUCUUAUCAUCUUGGGUCUCCUUCUCCUCAUCCUUCAACAUCUGUAUCUCAAGGAGAUAAAGUUCAUUGCCCCUUCAAGGGAUACGACGGUUGCCAAGAUGGUGUGAGUGGAGGAGGAUAUGCCAGGAGUGCUAUCUACCGCCAUAUCACAGACAGACACUUCUCCUCUAAGAAGGACACGGACAUUUGCAGAGAUCGUAUAUAAACCAACUUUGAUUGUUUUGUCGCUUGGGAAAGGGUCUUCCUAGACCUGAAGAUGUGGCUGUGUUUUAAAUGUCUUCACUUCAUGCAUGGAAAAAGCCCUGCACUUCUGAGUCACAUCCAGCAGACAUCAUUGCAGGUCCAUUAAAUAGCAACGAUGCAGACUUCCUUAUACAUGGUGUUUUGAGACCACAAGCAACCGCGGCUAAUAUAAUUAGAGCCAAUCCUGAUACCAGCAAGCCAGCAGAUGGUGAUACAAUAUCCACCCUUACAGUGGAGAUGCUUCACUUGAUCCUUCAGAAACAACUCACUACCACUCACUGAAGAGCUUCCCGAAAGGUACCUCUUGCGCUCGGGAUGGACCUCGAACUCAACAUUUGCUCGAUACCAUGAGUGGUGCUGCCGCGGCUGUGUCAGAUGAACUUCUUCAUUCUGUUACAGGGGUUGUUAACCUUUGGCUCGCAGGUAAGUGUCCUCUAGUGCUUGGUGAAUUGGUUGCUAGUGCACCCUUGACCUCAUUGCUUAAGCCAGGAGGAGGGAUAAGACCAAUAGCAGUUGGGACUAUUUGGCGCAGGCUAUGCUCUAAAAUUGCUGCUACGGGCAGUCUGUAAGGACAUUACUGCUUAUUUUGGGACGUUUCAAUUUGGGGUAGGCAUACCCUGCGGUGGUGAGGGCAUUAUGCACUCAACCAAUAGGCUCUUGGAGAUGAAGGGUGCUGAUAACACCAAGACUAUGUUGCUCAUAGACUUUUCUAAUGCUUUUAAUCUUGUGGACAAGUCUUCACUCAUUAGAGAAGCUAGAACUCAUUGUCCAUCUAUUUCACGGUGGGUCGAGUUUUGCUAUUCACGACCGGCACGUCUUUAUUACAAUGAUACAUCUCUUUCAUCUUCACAGGGUGUUCAGCAGGGUGACCCCCUUGGUCCCUUGCUGUUCGGCCUAGCACUACACCAAAUCGCUGAGAAGAUUGCUUCGCACUGCACCCUCGACCUCCAUGCAUGGUAUCUCGACGAUGGUACCAUCGCAUGUGAUACAAUGGAGGUGUCCAAGGUACUGAAAAUUAUUCAAUCUGACGGGCCAAGCAGAGGUCUUCACCUGAAUGUCACCAAGACCAAGAUAUUUUGGCCUAGUUUCGAUCCGAGAAGGGAAGCAGCUGGCGUUUUCCCUCCAAACAUUGGUAUGCCUUCAGUUGGUGUGGAACUCUUGGGUGGCCCUGUUAGCCUUGGUCUGCAGUAUUGUAUUAUCAUGGUUCACAGUAGGGUUGGUAAACCUCUACAGCUCAUGGACAAGAUGAAGCAGCUGCAAGACCUGCAAAGCGAACUUCUACUUUUGCGCAACUGUAGUGGAGUUUCCAGGCUCUACUUUACACUUCGCAUCACCACCCCUUCGGCAAUUCAAACUGAUGCUGCACAUUUUGAUAAGCACCUCUUUCAAUACUUGCGACAAAUUGUUGUUAGAGAUGGAGUUGGUUUUGGUUUGAUACAACAACGUCUGGUUACACUGCCACUUAAAGACGGGGGCUUGGGAAUACAUACAAUGUCUAACACAUGUCAGUUUUGUUUCCUAGCCCCUUGUGCACAGACCCAACAUCUACAAACCACCAUCCUGAAACAAUUAUCAGUUCAGUAUCGAGUCUUAGGUAUCAGCAAGCCUUACAGACCUGCACUCAAGUCUGUGGGCUAUCAGACACCAAGUUCAGCAUCAACGACGCCGCCCCUCGGUAUAUGAAAUCACUGGCGGUUAUUUACUUUGGUCUUGUUAAGGAGAAAAUAGCCACCGACUUCUCUUUACCUGACCGAGAUCUCACCCUAUGGCACUACAAUAGAAUCGCCCAUGCAAUGGAUUUCCUGAAGGCCAUACCUAUCAGCGGACUUAACCAAGCUAUUGCGCUAAGACAGUUUCGAUCUGUGCUCAGCUACCGGUUUGGCAUACCUCUCUUUGGUAAGGACAGUACAUGCUCAAGUUGCAACAGACAUAUGGAAGUAUUCGGAGAUCAUGCCUUGCAUUUUGCUAGUGAUAUUAAGCCUAAGUUCCGGCACAACUUGGUGAGAAAUGUCUUAGCUGAUAUGUGUUAUAAAGCUGGAGUUGCUGCUAGGAAGGAAGCUGUCCUGGGGUUCUUGUCCGAUAAUGCUACUAGUCUCCGACCCGCUGACAUCCUGGUUUAUACUUGGGAAGAUGGGAAAGACGUUUGCAUGGAUGUUAUCGGUGACUCUCCUUUCACAAGUGCUAGUACUCGCGACCCUUCUCCUGGACAUGCUAUUCCAGCCGCAGUCGCUCGCAAACGUACUAAAUACCUAUACAAGUGUUUAUCGCAUGGUUACGGUUUUUGUGUUUUGGCCUUCUCAACUAUGGGUGCACUUGGUGAAGAGACUAUCUCUGUUCUGCAGAGAUUGAGAAACUGUCUAGUCAAUCUGGAUGCAAAUCAUAAGAUAGGAAAGCUCCCUCUUUUACAGGUUAGGGAUUGUUAUUCAAAAAGGUGGGCUAGGUUGCACGCCAUUCCUUGUAAUGUUACUCUUUCUUCAUAAAAUGUAAUAAAUUCAGCGUAAA
Messenger RNA from Papaver somniferum (opium poppy), 3887 nucleotides. RefSeq lists its product as uncharacterized. The transcript is spliced from 2 exons. The record is from RefSeq and is a predicted model, not a curated record. The coding region runs from base 2022 to 3068 and encodes 348 amino acids. NCBI's taxonomy places the organism in Eukaryota, Viridiplantae, Streptophyta, Magnoliopsida, Ranunculales, Papaveraceae.